AUGCGUCGACAAAAUGUCAACAACAUGCCGGAGUCUUUCGGAGAAACAGAAAGCGAAGGAGGAAGAACCGUCAUACAACAAAGAGAUCAUGGAAACCAGUCAUCUCAUAACAUCGUGUCAGUAAUAUCUCAGUUCGCAGAUGAUAAUUUAACACUUGUGCGGAACAUAAGCACCGGGCUGGCAGUUGCUGGCGUUGUUGUAAUAGCAAGGAGUAUCAAACUGAUCACCAGAUUUCAAGCUGCGUCCGAGAUCCCUGCUCGUUUCAUCGAGAGGAACGUCAGCCUUCGUGGGAAAGUUCAGUCGAUCACAGAGAGAGGAGUUGAAGUGGAACAUGUCCCGAUUUACCUGCCGGUCCUCUCUCCGUUACUUUCAAAACACAAAGGUGUGUCCACAUCCACGAUACUGGUGCAUCUUGCAGGGGUGGAGUUGACUCCAGAGGGCAGGGAAUGGCUGCAGAAGAACUUGGCUCCUGCCCAAACAGUCUGGCUAAAACUUAUCAGCCGAGAAGACGACACGCUGCACUGUUUGGUGUCUCGAAGCAGGCAGGGGUUGAUGUGGAGCUACUGUGUGAACGAAGAGGUCCUCCGGCUGGGCCUGGCCCGCACUGCGCCCGUUGUCGGGGUCCUGCCUGACUCGCGCCUCUACUGGCGUGUCCACAAGCGGCUGCACAGGGCAGAGGUCAGAGCCGAGAGGAAGGGGCGGGGACUGUGGAAGCAGGACAGCCUAUGGGAGAGGGCCUCCAGGGCUGUCAGGGACAGCGCUUUAUUCAGACUGAUGAGGAGGAUCUUCAAGAGGACGUGACAGAUUGUUCCAAGACAGAAUUGAUUUUGAGCUCUAAAAUAAUCAAAAGGUGACGGAACACAAUCUGUUUUGCAUACCUGUUACUGCCAACUCCUAAACUAAGACAUCUAAAAUGAGUCUUACUACAGGCUAAACAAAGUGGCACCCACCACUUAUCUGUCAAUAUGUUUCUCAAUGUACAGUUACAGUUACAUUUCUUUGUUAUUACAAAACAACAAGAGUUGUAAUUUCUGCUUUACAUUCCUUUUUACACCUGUUGCAAAGGUUCAUGGUGUAUUUUAACUGUAAUUCACAGGCUUUAGAAGCCUGAAAUGAUUAAAAAGCUUGUUAACUCCCUGA
Chelmon rostratus (copperband butterflyfish) is the source of this 1140-nucleotide messenger RNA. It is a transcript of the gene miso1, whose product is annotated as c18h3orf33 homolog (H. sapiens). The record is from RefSeq and is a predicted model, not a curated record. Bases 1 to 801 code for a protein of 266 amino acids. The transcript is spliced from 5 exons. Lineage: Eukaryota; Metazoa; Chordata; Actinopteri; Chaetodontiformes; Chaetodontidae.